AUUGGUAUGUAUCCUUUCCUAUCUGCAUGCUAGGCGAUUUGGCCGCAACGCAAGGAACACAGUUAGCGAUGAGGUCUUCAUCAUGUAUCGAGAAUUGAAUGCUGGCGGAGAGGUGCACGGAUUUCUGAAGAUCUCUCUCUACGGUGGUCUCCUAAUCCGCUGGGAAUCCUUUCCGAAAUAGGGCUUCCCAUUGUGUCGGAUGAGUUACUUGUAGAGUUCUGAUGUAGAUGUCCUUCUCCUAAUGUCGUCCACCAAUGGGAAAAUGGUUGUUGGAGACAUCCAACAACAGUAGUGAGUGUCAAGUGCUCCUUAGAAUCAGCACUUCAACAUCGGCCAAUGUCACUCGAAUCUUUUCUGAUUGCUUGCCAAAAGGGACGGACGUGAGCUUGCGCAGUACGCACUGAAAGAGGCCGGUAGACCCGUCCAGCCGCGGUCUUUCGGCAUUCUCAUGAAACGUCGACCCACAACCUUGUACAGAAUGAAACCUAUUCUAGUGGUAUUCGGACUUCGAUGAUCAAUCCGGCCUAGGGCAGGAUGUAUCGCUUACAGCAACACUCGCAUGAUUGGACAUCAGGUAGGCCGGUAUUCACCACAUGUCCCGUGGGCAAGACUCGUGUUGGACAGGAACUAAUACAGGUACCGAAAACCAUGGCAUUCUUCGGCGGCAUGCGUCCAUUCAAAUACUUGCUUCCAUGCAAUAGGGUGCUAUAGAUCCCUCCAUCCAUUUUAACCAAUCUCCUCUCAUACCCAUUGUCUCCAUCAUGCCUGUGGUCACCAACGGCCGUGUCAUCUAUCUUGGUCACCCAGAGGGUAUCUAUCAACCUGGAGUGCACACCAAAUACGUCGAAGAACAACUUGACACUGAUGCCGUUCCCCUCAAUGGCGGUAUCCUGGUGAAGUUGCUUGCUAUUAGCAGCGACCCCUACAUGCGCCACAGAAUGCGAGAUCCCACUAUCAAAAUGUUCGCCCCACCUGUUACGGUCGGCGAGCCAAUAGACAACUUCUCCGUCGCGAAGGUCGUUCGCAGUGAAGAUUCUGCCUACUCGCCUGGUGACUAUGUGAUUGGUUACUUCAGCUUCGAGCAUUACUCUGUCCAUCCUGGACACAUCAAACACGAAUUCAAGCACUGCGUUAAAGUACCCAAGAUUCCCGGGUUGCCCUUGUCGGCCUUUGUCGGCAUCCUCGGUCUCACAGGAAGGACUGCCUUCACCGGAUGGCAUCUAUAUGCCAAGAAGAAGGCGGAGACAAGCAAAACCCUCUUUGUUAGUGGAGGAGCAGGUGCUGUUGGCACUUGGUUGAUCGAGUAUGUCAAGGCCAUCCACCCGCAUCUCAAGAUCAUUGCUUCAGCUGGAACAAAACCGAAGGUGGACCUCCUGAAGUCUCUCGGCACUGAUGUAGCCUUCAACUACAAGGAGGAGAACGCCGAGAAGAUCCUUGCUGAGCACGGUCCCAUCGAUAUCUAUUGGGAUAACGUGUCUGGAGCUCAGACCGACGCAGCACUGGUCAACAUGAGCAUGUUUGGCCUCAUUCUUGCUUGUGGCGCUAUCGCUGGUUUGAACAAGGAGGAUGAAGGCAUCGUCCGGCACUUUGAGAAGAUCUUUGAGCGUUAUCUGACAGUGCAAGGUUUCCUGUUCCGAACUGGCCCCGAUGCCGAACGGGCCUUCAACGAGUUCGACCAGGAAGUUUUCCCCCUUCUUCAAGCUGGAAAGAUCCAGAACCGCGAGCACCGUUUCAUCGGUCUUCAGAACUCGGAGAAAGCUCUUUUGGCCGUUCAUACAGGCGAGAACUUUGGCAAGGCUGUCAUCAUUGUCGACGAAGAGGGUGGCGAAGCAUGAGAAAUCUAGAGGAAGUCGCCAAUUGGACUUUGUUGUAGUUCUAUCUGUAGCAUUUGGGAAGGCGAGAAAUAUCAGUUGUACGAUUCUGAAUUGUCUGCUCUUGGGGCUCAUGGCUCGGUCAAAGGCAGAAGUGGAUCAAUUAUUAUAACACU
Somion occarium is the source of this 1987-nucleotide messenger RNA. Lineage: Eukaryota; Fungi; Basidiomycota; Agaricomycetes; Polyporales; Cerrenaceae. The record is from the annotation of a GenBank genome assembly.